AUGCCGCAUCCCUCCGGUAGCCGACAAACAACUUCGCCAUGGACGAUCCAACCAGUCCCACCUCAGGCAGUCAACGAAAUUAUCAAGUUCAUCAACGAAGGUCGCAAGGUCAUGUUUUCCGGUCGUUCGUUACCACCAGACACUACAUCCCUAUUCAGUGACGGUAGCUGCUUUCUCGAAGCGCGGGACGGCAAGGAUUUGAUAGCCGUUAUAGGCUACGUACGCUACGACAACCGGCAUCCUCAACUCGACUACCACGCCGUGCGGACACUCGAAGUCGUGCGAUUGUUCGUGCAGCCCCAGUAUCGGCGCUGUGGACUCGCGGCUGAAUUGUUCCUGAAACUCUAUGAGAGAGCUGUCGAGGAGGAUGUCGAAUGUCUUUAUCUGCAUUCGCAUCCGUUUUUGGACGGUGCGAUUAGGUUUUGGCAGAAGCGAGGAUUUGAGAUUGUUCUUGUGGAUGAUGAUCCGAAGUGGCAGACUACGCAUAUGGAGAUGGCGCUGAAAAGGAGGGAGUGA
Molecule: messenger RNA, 516 nt
Organism: Alternaria burnsii
Lineage: Eukaryota; Fungi; Ascomycota; Dothideomycetes; Pleosporales; Pleosporaceae
Product: n-acetyltransferase
Exons: 1
Coding region: 1-516 (171 amino acids)
Molecular function (GO): N-acetyltransferase activity
Source: RefSeq, a predicted model, not a curated record